This is a messenger RNA of Danio rerio (zebrafish), 2376 nucleotides long. RefSeq names its product phosphoglycerate dehydrogenase (gene phgdh). The record is from RefSeq and is marked validated. Gene Ontology annotation, biological process: L-serine biosynthetic process. NCBI's taxonomy places the organism in Eukaryota, Metazoa, Chordata, Actinopteri, Cypriniformes, Danionidae. Gene Ontology annotation, molecular function: oxidoreductase activity, acting on the CH-OH group of donors, NAD or NADP as acceptor; NAD binding; phosphoglycerate dehydrogenase activity.
AGCGGCGCGCGCGCACGCGAUCAUUCAUUUGAAGCGAGAGUCGAGUCCGCAAGUCCACGAUAAUAAUGGCUCCUAUAUCAGUCAAACGCGUUUUAAUCAGUGAAAGCGUCGAUCCCUGCUGUAAAAGUGUUCUCCAGGAAAAUGGCAUUGAGGUGACGGAGAAGCAGCAGAUGACUAAAGAAGAGUUGAUUGCAGAGAUUCGGAAUUAUGAUGGUUUAAUAGUCCGAUCAGCGACCAAAGUUACCGCUGAUGUCAUCAAUGCUGGCAGUAGCUUGAAGAUCAUCGGCCGAGCCGGAACAGGAGUCGACAACGUGGAUGUGGAUGCGGCAACCAAGAGAGGCAUCAUUGUCAUGAACACUCCAAGCGGAAACACACUCAGUGCUGCUGAACUCACCUGUGCUCUUGUGAUGAGCUUGUCAAGACAUAUUCCUCAAGCUGUCAUUUCAAUGAAAGAUGGAAAAUGGGAUCGUAAAAAGUUCAUGGGUUCAGAGCUGUAUGGAAAAGUUCUUGGCAUUGUGGGACUUGGAAGGAUCGGCAAAGAGGUGGCUACAAGAAUGCAGUCUUUUGGUAUGAAGACCAUAGGUUAUGACCCGAUCACUCCUCCAGAGGUGUCUGCGAGCUGGGGUGUGGAGCAGAUGACUCUGGAUCAGUUGUGGCCGCAGUGUGAUUAUAUCACAGUCCACACUCCCCUCAUGGCCUCCACCACAGGUCUGCUCAAUGAUGCCUCAUUUGCGAAGUGUAAGAAGGGUGUGAAGGUGGUGAACUGUGCCCGUGGAGGGAUCAUCGAUGAAGCCGCUCUGCUUCGGGCUCUGGAGUCGGGUCAGUGUGGAGGAGCAGGACUGGACGUGUUUGUGGAGGAGCCUCCUAGAGAGCGGGCGCUGGUCAACCACCCCAAUGUCAUCAGCUGUCCUCAUCUGGGUGCCAGCACAAAAGAAGCACAGGCUCGCUGCGGGAAAGACAUCGCCCUGCAGAUUGUGGACAUGGCCACAGGAAAAGCUUUAGUGGGAGCUGUGAAUGCUCAGGUGUUGGCCAGUACUUUCUCUCCUGACUCUCAGCAGUGGAUUCGUCUGGGAGAGUCUAUGGGCAAAGUGUUGAAGGCCUGCAGCGCUUCCACACAGCCCUGCAGUCAGCUCCAUGUUACAUCACUGGGUGAAGCUUUAAAGAAGUCCACUGGGUUUUUGAGCUCAGCAGCUGUUGUUGGUUUGCUCACUGAAGCUCCUCAUAAUGGACCCAACUUGGUGAAUGCGCUGCCUCUGGCUAAAGAGACUGGAAUCACCGUGCACACAGAUCAUAAGGCCUCGGAUGAGCGGGAGGCAUGUGUGAUGGAGGUCUCUGUGAACGGCAGCCGUUAUAAGGCUGUUGGUUCAGUGCAGGCUGGUGUUCCUGUGCUGUUGGAGCUCAAUGGAAGUGUGUUUCGACAGCCUGUUCCUCUGACUGGACACCUGCUGUUCUUCAGGGCCAAUUGUUCCACGGAGUUCCUGUCCUCCAUAACCGGGGUUUUGGCCACUGCAGGUGUGGAGCUGCAGUCCUUCAGUGCCUCUAGCAGCAGCAGUGGUGGUGAGAAGUGGUACUGCAUGGGCAUCUCCUCUCUGCUGGGGGACAUUGGGGCCUUGAAGUCUUUAGUGAAAGACGCUGCACAGCUCACCGUCUAAAUACAACAGUGAUCCAGCAGACCUGAUCCGCUUAACAUUCCAGCAUCUAAAGCUCUAGCCGGACUGAGAUCCAUAGCGUACUGUUACUUACCUCGUUCAUAUCACUACAAACCUUAAAAUAACAGCGUACUGUAGAAAGAGGAGUUUUACCGUUUCUGUUGUCAUCUGUUUACUAAAUCCACUAUUUGUAUUGCAGAAACAAAAAUGUGUUUGAUAAAAACAAUAACCAUCAGUGCUGGUGUCUCAUUUUGAAGUAAAGUGUUGUUUUUUUCUGUCACUUAAAAAUGUAAAAAUCAAUAGCUGAUGCCAGUUUAUAUUGCUAAUAUAGACAUUUCUUGAAUAUGAAGUGGACUUUCAUCAUGAGAAAGGGCUCUUCGGGACUGCCCCAACCUUCUGUUUUUCCUUUUUGGAUUAGCAAUCAUUAACCAUGUUAACCAUGGAUCAUAAAAUCCACCAGUGAAACCAUUCAUCUGUGGGCGUUACAGGUAAUGAACUUAUCCAUUUUCACAGGAGUUUACAGGGGUUUUCUGGAGGGGUGAAGUAUUCAAAGCUUAUUAAAUGGUCAUAGGGGUUCCUCAGGGUUCAGUUCUUGGACCUCUUCUGUUUUCUAUUUACACAAGAUACCUGGGACCUAUCAUUCAGGCUAAUGGUUUCUACUAUUAAGCUGCUUUGACACAAUCUACAUUGUAAAACCGCUAUACUAAUAAAGAUAAAUUUAAUUAAA